This is a messenger RNA of Paramecium primaurelia, 5087 nucleotides long. The record is from the annotation of a GenBank genome assembly. Lineage: Eukaryota; Ciliophora; Oligohymenophorea; Peniculida; Parameciidae.
CCUGAAUAAGUAUUAUAAAAACAUAAAGUUUAAUAAAAAGAUCAUCAUCAAAUUACAUAAGGAGGAAACCAAUAAAUAAAUUUUGAUAGUAUAACAAAUUAAGGUGAAAUUGUUAAAGAACUAAAAUAACAGCAGUAAGAUUUAUAAGAAAAUUUAAAACAUGGAAUCAAAGUAAGUAUUUCCACUCCUUAAAUUAAAUCUAUUUAAAUUCCUUCACUAGCAAAAGCUACAACAAAAAAAAGAAGUAAAAAAGUUGACCCUUAACUAUUAGACGUUGUACAGAUAAAACUUGAAAAGCAAAGUUCUCUUUAAUUCAUAUCCUGAAGUUUUCUUAUCAGAAGUAAAUUAUUUAAUAUAUAAUAUAGGCUGAAUGUAAUGCUGGAUACAAAUUAGCUGCAGCAUUGGCAAAUUAUGAUAUCACAGAUGAACGCUCAUUAAAGUUUGCAGAAAUCAAAUGUAAAUAAAGGGUCAAAUUACCAAGAUUAUAAUUACAAUAUUUUAUUUUACAUAAAAUAUUAAUUAUUUAUUUAAUAUCUGAUAAAUAUCUUAAUAAAUAAAUAUAAAGCUAAAAUAUUAUUGAUGUAAAUAAUUAAAAUUUAAAGAAAAGACAAUACUCAAAAUACAAUUUAUCGAAAAAAAAAUUAUUAAUUUAAUUAACAUAAACCUUUCUUAAUCAUUUCAUAAAAAUCCCUUUUAUGAAAAGUCAGAUUAGAUUAAAUUAAAUUAUAUUGUUAGGUUAAAUAACAUCUCAAUUAAAGAAUAAAAGUUGUAACUUGGAAAUCAAAGUGUUUUAGAUUUUUUUUUAUUAAUAAUUGAAAAAUUAUGUUGUAUGCAAUAAUUUAUCUUAGACUUGCUUAUUACAAGCAUUAAAAAUAUUUAUUAAAUUUGUUUCUUCUUAGAAUUUUUUUUAGAAUUGUUCCGAUUGGUGCUCAGAAAAUAAAAUUUGGUUGAACAUCAUUGUUGAAUAAAAAUCAACCGAAAAAUAACUUAGAACAGUUCAAAUUAAUACAUAAACAAGUCAUAAAUUAAUAAAUGAUUUCAAAAUAAAAGAUAAUUUGAGGAGGCCAAUGUAGCGUAAAUUUUACAUAAAAAUACUUCUUUUUAGAAUGAAUAUAACUUCUUAAUAAAAGAAUUUGCAGUAAGAACAGAGAAUAUACUCUUAAAAUUUUUUGAAUAUAAAUUAAUUUUUUCAUACCAAACACAAGAUUUGGUUAAAAAUAAUUAAUUAUAAAUGGUCAAACAAUUAGUAAAAGAAAAUUGGAUAAAUAUUAUAAUUUUCUAGGUUAUCAUAAUUUAUAAAUGAUAAAGAUAAAUUAAUCCAAAAAUAUAUAUUAAUUCAAACAAUUAAGAUGGAAAAACUAUAUAAAUUAAAUAGUAAGCAAUAAUUUUUGAUCAUUUUUUUAAUGAUUUAAAAAAUUAAGAAUGAGAAUUUGAAUUUAAUUACUAAUUAUUUAUAUAAUUAAUAUAAUAUGACAACUUAGAUAAAAAAACUAUCAAAACUAGAUCAUACAGUACCAAUUUAUUCUCCUCGUACAACUUAUAAACAGAUUUUACAUACUGAUGAAACAUUAUUGGCCGAUCUUACUCUUAAUUUUGAUCCAUUCACUAUUAAUGUUUUAAGAACAGAAUUUUUAAUGCGACAUGGAUCUAUGGAGGUGACAGAAUUCAUUUUAGUUGUCAAGGAACAUUUAUUAAGUUGGCAAUUAGAAAUCUCAAAUAGAGAUAUUAAAUUAAUUAGGUAUUUGAUAUUAUAAUAAGAUAACUUGUUAAUCUAUUUGAAGAGAUUGAUUUAAAUGGUAAUGGGAAUUUAGAAUGGGAAGAAUUCACAAACUACAUUAUUGAAAAAGCAACAGUAUUAAAUAAUAUUAAGUCUAAAUAAGAUGAAAUCAAACUUUACACCAAAUCUAAUAUGAAACCAUUCAAAAAAUUCACAUAAAUCAUUACUAGGGUAAUUUACAUAAAGGAAAUAGAUAAAAUAGCAUUUUUUGAGGAAGGAAGUGAUGAAAUUUAAUUUAUGACUCCUGAUGGUGGAUUUGGCUUAAAGCCAUUAAAAAUUGUACCUAUUAGUGAUAAAGUUGUGACAACACAAGCAAAAAAAGAUAAAGAUAAACAAAAUGUAUAUAAACUUAAUUCAGAACUAGUUUGUUAUUGUUAAAAAAGAAGACACAAUAGAAAAAAAGACAUAAAUUUUGUCAAUGCUCUACAUUGAUGACCCUAAAUAUCAAAUAUUAUUGACAUCAACACAUGAUGGCUAUGUAAGAGGGUGGAGAUAUUAAUCCUCAGGAUUUGUUUAGGCCAAUUAACCUGAUAAUGAUGAGGAGAUGAUAGAACAUCAUUUUAAUAAUGACAUAUAUAGUAUGACUUGGGAUGGGAUAAAUGAAAUAUUGUAUUGUGGUUAAAAAGAAGGCCAAAUUAAUAUAUGGAAUUUGAAAAAUGAUACAGAAAUUCAAUUUGAAGAUAUAAGUCAUACUGAUGUUGUUAUGGAUAUGAUUGCUAUGCCAAAAUUACAAUUUAUGGCAUCAGCUAGUCUAGACCAUAAUUUAAUUUUGUGGAAUACUUUAUCUAAAAAACGAGAGCGUACAUAUAAGGAACAUACAAGAGGCAUAGUGUCUUUAGCAUUUAAUGAGAGUUUAAUAUUAUUAUUUUCUGCUGGAUUUGAUCAUAAUUUAUGUGUUUGGAAUCCAUAUAUUGAAAGUUUGAUUUUCAAAAUACAAGGCCAUAGUAGUCCAGUUAUUGGAGUUGUAGUUAUUGAAGGUACAUCAUAAAUAGUUUCUUUGGAUUAAGAAGGUAGUGUAAAGGUUUGGGAUACAAAGAAAUUUAAUUGUGUUUAAUAAUUUAGUGUUGAAACAUAAGAUGAAAAACAUAAGUUUAAUCCUUCGAGUUUAUGUUAUAUACCUAAACCUUUAAGGUUAAUCUUUGGUGGUAGAUCAAUUUAUUCUUAUGAAUAUGACAAGAAUUAUAAUCCUAAUUCAGUAGAUGAUUAUGUUGCAGUAUGUUGUAAAUUUAUAGAAAAUUAAAUGGCAUUUUUUACACCAGCAGGAACUAAAAUAAAAAUAUGGAAUGCUUUAACUGGAGAUGUUAAAAAAAUAUAUAGUGAUAUUACAACUACUGAAAUCACAGCAUUUAAAUUAGAUAAUUUAGAUAAAAGAUUUAUUAUUGGAGAUAGUAGUGGAACUGUUGCAUUAUUUAAUGUUAUUAAUGGAGCAAAAAUCAAGAAUCUACCAAAACAUUCAGGUGAAGUUGUUGCUAUUGUUCAUGCAUCUGAUAUUGGAUCAUUCUUUACUGGAUCUAUGGAUAAUAAUGUAUUUAUGACUUUAGAUAAUGAAUUUGGAGAAAGUGAAUUAUUACGUACAUUUAUAAUCUAAGAUGGUUAAUUAACAUAUUUAAGUUAUGAUCCUGCAAUGAAACAUUUAUUAGCAGGAACUAAUUCUGGUUAAAUUAGAUUUUAUGAAACUGAUACAAAUAAAUUACAUGGAGUUGCUAAUGAAUUUAAAUAAGGAGAAGAAAUUACAUCUAUCAAUUUAAUCAAAGGAAUUCCAUUUAUGUUUGUUACUAAUAGUUAAGGUAGAAUCUCAAUUAUGUCAAUGCCUCCUGUAUUACAUAGAUUUGUCAAAGUUUAUACUUUCACUAAUAUAGAUCCUGAAAUUCCUAGUUAAUUAUUAGGAAUCUCUAAUGCAGUAUUCAGUUAAGAUAAAAAAGUACUCUAUAUAAGUGAUGACAAAGGUUUCAUUAAAUGUUUUGAAGUUGAUUGGCUUGUAGACUUUUUGAUUAAUAUUGUCAACGAAAAAGAUAAGGAAGAGGCAGCUAUAAAAAGAAUUAAAGGACUUAAAACUACUUAAAAUGGAAGGCAAAUGCUAACGUUGCCAAAAAUAGCUUAAAAAGAGGUUAAAAUGAAAUGGAUUACUAGAGCUCAUUAUGAAGUUAUUAAAUCUUUAGAAUAUGUAGAAAAAGAGAAUUUUCUCAUUACUACUGCUUUUGAUAAGAAAGUGAAACUCUGGGAUGCAGAAACAGGUAAAUUUAUAGAUUCAUUUCAAUAAAAUUAUGAUAGGAAAGAACCAAGACCUAUUGCUCUAAAAAGAAGUGGAACAGAUGAAAUUUAUAAUGCUGAAUUAAAUGAAAGAGUGGAUCUCAAAUAUUCUUUAUUACUUCAAUAAUAAUAAUAAGAAGAAUAAAGUGGUUAAGUUCAAUAAAUUUAAGUUUUAGAAGAAAAGAUUUCAGAUCCUCUUGGACAAACUAAAUCUCCUCAAGAAGAAUUCAAUCCAUUUUAUUACUUAGAAAAGAUAGAUUAAUCUAAAUUAUCAACUCUAAAAAGUAAUCCUGAAUGGAAAUUAGAAAUAAGAUUUAAAGAAUAUUAUGAAAAUUAUGAAUAAAAAAUUAAAACUUUAUUUGAAUAAGUUAAAAUUAAAGAAAGGGAGGUAUAUGAGAAAUAAGUUAAAUAAGGAAUACAUAAUAGACAUUUUAAAGGGUAAAAUGGACCAUCUGAUGAUGAUAAACAAUUUGAGUAAAAUCAUAAACCAAUAAUAAAAGAUGAUGAAGGAAAUAAUAAUCACCCAUUAUAGUAAUAAGCCUCAUAAUAAUUUACUCAAAAAAUAAAGCUCGAAUAAGUACUGUAAAGAUAUAAGGUUCAGUAAAAAGAUCAGCAUUAAAUUUAAUAAAGAGGAAACCUAUAAAUAAAUUUAGAUAGCAUGAUUAAUUAAAGCGAUAUAGUUAAAGAGCUUAAAUAACAACACUCUGAUUUAUAGGAAAAUUAUAAAUUUGGAAAUAAAGGAGGUAAUUUGACUCCUUAAGCGAAAUCUACAUCAGUUCCACCUUUAGUGAAGAAUGUAACACAAAGAUAAACUAAAAAGGUAGACCCUUAACUAUUUGAGAAGUUAUAUAAAUAAAACUUAAAAAGCAAGGCACUUUAUAACUCAGAUCCUAAAAUCUUCCUAUCAGAAGUAAAUUAUUUUAUUUAUGUUAAGGCUGAAUGUAAUGCUGCUUCAAGAUUUGUCACUGUAUUAGAGAUUUAUGAUAUCACAGAUGAAAGAUCAUAAAAAUUUAAAGAAAUUAAAUGUAGAUCAAAAGUCAAAUUACCAAGAUUAUAAUGA